CGGGAGCGCGCGUCAAGUUACAAACACAACAAUCGGAGGCUGUGGUUUGCAGGUCGCCAUCUUAUUGCACUGAGACCCGGAUUAACGAUCCGCUUUGUCCCGGAGUGAAGAAACCUGGAAAGCUGUGCGGUAGAGCACCGUGAGCACAAGGAAGAUAUAGCAGCGAGGCUCUGGCGCAGUCAGGUUUUCGCACACCCGGUGUAACGGGGUGGUCGUCAUGCCUGAGCCGGCGGGAACGGCAGGAGGGCGAAAGCCCGGGGGUGGCGUGAGCAGAGCCGGGGGUGGCGGCAGGAGGAGAGGGAGGAAGAAUAAAGUGCGUGCGACCCCAUUCCCUACCCGGCUUUACCAUCACCAUAGCCACUCGCUGCCGGGGCGGCCGAGGGACCAGAACCGAGACACACCAGCCAGGACCCCCAGCCCGGCAUCCGGGGAACGCCCGCAAGCCAGGGCGGCGCAGUACCGUCAACUGCGAAGAGAGGGGCUAAAACCAAAGGUGAAAACCGAAAAAAAGAUUAUAAAAGCUGAAAAAAAAGCCUUUUCCCACAACACUUCCAAUCAGAGAUGUGAGCAACGGACCCUUCAGAGACAAAAGGGCAAAUGCAACAGUCAACAUACAAAGACACGUUUUCCCCUCGAAAGUGAAAAUCUCCAAGCAGAACCUGAACUCGCAAACCGUUAUUUUCACAGACUUGAUAAGAAGCCCUUAGCCAGCGCUGAAAAUGUCAGGGACCUCAAACCAAAAGCGGAUCUAUUUCCCGACAAGGAGAUUGAUAAGGAAAUAAAUUAUGCAGGAGCAAAAUUUAGCGAUCCCCCGUCUCCACGUGUUCUUCCAAAGCCACCAAGCCACUGGAUGGACAGGAAAGCUCAAUAUGCCGACCAGUGUAAGGAGCUCAUGACAUAUCAGCUGAAAGCCUUGCUGAAAGUCCAGUUAUAAUCGUCCCCUGCUGUCUGUCUGUUACCAGGCUUAUCACUCUACCCAGAAUCCAGCAAAAAAGCAUUGAACAUUUGAAAUGCGACUUUUGCGUUCUACAUUUGUGUACAGAUGUCUAGUAUUAUAUUUUGUAUGGUUGUGUAAAUAGUGUACACAGUGUAACAUGUGUAUAUCCAUGUUUAUACUCCAGGUAAAUUUUUAGUUUUGUUAUAAAACUAUGUAUUUUGAUCUAACAUGCCAGUUUUUUUUUCUUUUCUAUACGAUGCGAUAAUGCUGAUUUGCAGUCUGAUGAAAUAAGUUCAACUUUUAAGUAAACCUAUUCCUAUUUCCUUAAACCUUUGUAGGUGCAAUCACGGUGUGUGGCCCUUCCAGGAACCACAAAUGCAAUUAGUGGACACAAAACAAAUAUUCUACUUUUUAUUCUGGACUAAUAUUGAAGCACUGAAAACAGUUCGAUUAAAGAAAUUACAAUGUUGGUCUCCUUUGUGCAGAAACCCAAACUGCUUCAUUUGAUCUUGAUUUGUCUCUUGUAUUUUUAAAUUUUUGAGCAAAUAAUUGGGAAAUAUUGGCAUUCUAAUCUUCAAGAUUAAUAAAUUUGUGGUUUUUAAACCUAUCUUUUGAACAUGUGAUGCACUAAAAUGCCCCCUUAAUUUAUAAAUUGACCAAUGCUAAAAUAAAUAAAUUGAUUUGGCCUCCCCAAAA
Messenger RNA from Spea bombifrons (plains spadefoot toad), 1633 nucleotides. It is a transcript of the gene PNRC1, whose product is annotated as proline rich nuclear receptor coactivator 1. Gene Ontology annotation, cellular component: nucleus; P-body. The record is from RefSeq and is a predicted model, not a curated record. The transcript is spliced from 2 exons. Gene Ontology annotation, biological process: nuclear-transcribed mRNA catabolic process, nonsense-mediated decay. The coding region runs from base 218 to 934 and encodes 238 amino acids. Lineage: Eukaryota; Metazoa; Chordata; Amphibia; Anura; Pelobatidae.